CCUUUUCAUUGGGUAUCGCUCUUCCUACGUGGCUGGUAGAGUCACAGAACAACAUCUUUGUUCUUGGUAUAUACGGAAUUGUCUUUGGAAUAUUAUUACCUUUCUUUGUGGGGCGUUGGUGGUACAGUUCAACUGGUUACACCAAAGACAAGAUACGAACUCACACGAUGGCACUUUACUUCAAAGAACUACGGGAUAAAUCCAGUGUUAAACAUAUACUUGAACUUUUAUCUGCAUCUGUAGAAUUUCUAGAAUUAGUUGAGCAACGUCCUUCUGAUGCGGCCGCUCUGUCGCCAGUUAUUUCAUCGGUGAAGGAGGAACUGGAUAAACGAUUUGGGGAAAAGUUUGAGAAAAGUAAAAAGUAUAAUGCUCCAUACUGCCAAAAAGCUUAUGUAUUAUUGCACGCAUAUCUAUUACGAAUAAAAAUCUCAGACGCGAACUUGUUAAAAGACCAAGAAUUUAUUAUUGAAAAAGCCGCACAUUUAGUCAACGGUAUCCUCGAUAUAUCGCUUGCACAUCAUUGGCUAACAACAACUAAUAAUUGCAUCGAACUCCGCCAGCUCCUCACACAAGCAAUCUGGCCGGGUGAAAAUCCGCUCGUGCAAUUACCAUACAUAAAUCACGAGGUUUUGAAAGCGAUGAAAAGUAAAAAACGGAAUAUUAAGAGUGUGGUUCAGUUGAGAGAAAUGAAUGAAGAGGAUCGAAGAGCUUCGUUACGAACUCUAUCUGAUACUGAAUAUGAAUCUGUUAAGAAUGUUGCUGACGCUUACCCUGCUCUCGAAAUUGUUCGUAAACGUUUCAAAGUGGCAGGCGAUAAUAUUAUAACUCCAGGAUCAAUAGUCACAUUUAUUUUGAAAGUUAGAUUAAUGGAAUCUAAAAAACAAGCAAAUGGAAAAAAUAUUCAUCCACCAACAUCUAGCAGUGAUGACAAAGGCAAAAUAUCGAACUCCCCAAAUAACAAUAAUAAGCCUGCAAUUAACGGCUAUCACUCAUCUGAUACCGAAUCAGGCGAUGACUCCAGUGUAGAAUCACUACUCGUAAAGAAAAAGCCGACAAUGCAAAACAAUUGGAUACAUGCCCCGCACUUCCCACUAGACAGACGACCAUAUUGGUAUAUUUUCAUUACGAAUGAAAAACAGGAUCGACUUAUAGACAAUCCUGUUCGUAUUACGGGCAUCAGCAACGAGGGGCGUACAGUGCGAAUACAAUUUCAAGCACCGCCUGUUGUUGGUGUUGUAAGUUUGUCGGUAUUUAUAAAAAACGAUUCUUAUGUUGGCAGUGAUAUUAGAAAAGAAGUAAAGCUUGAAAUAUCGAGCGUUGAUGCCCUACCCCAUGAAGAUCCAAUAGAUGAUGAAAUAUCAGAACCCGAUGAAGAUUCGAUUGCUGGUCAAAUGAAGCUUAUGCGCGAACAGGGAUUAUCGGCAGCUGUAGCUGGUGGCGCUGGAGAACAGAAAAAUGAUAGUGAUAGCAGUGAUAGCGAAGAGGACUAA
Molecule: messenger RNA, 1490 nt
Organism: Ambispora leptoticha
Lineage: Eukaryota; Fungi; Glomeromycota; Glomeromycetes; Archaeosporales; Ambisporaceae
Source: the annotation of a GenBank genome assembly